Neopelma chrysocephalum (saffron-crested tyrant-manakin) is the source of this 1428-nucleotide messenger RNA. Its product is annotated as non-receptor tyrosine-protein kinase TYK2-like. The transcript has 7 exons. Gene Ontology annotation, molecular function: non-membrane spanning protein tyrosine kinase activity; cytokine receptor binding. The annotation marks the transcript as partial. Gene Ontology annotation, biological process: intracellular signal transduction; cell differentiation; peptidyl-tyrosine phosphorylation. Lineage: Eukaryota; Metazoa; Chordata; Aves; Passeriformes; Pipridae. Gene Ontology annotation, cellular component: cytosol; cytoskeleton. The record is from RefSeq and is a predicted model, not a curated record.
AUGGGAAUUCCAGGCAACCCUGGACAAGGCAGAAAAUCCCCUCCCGAGCUCUCCCCGAGCCGUCAUUCCCUUAUUUUUCCCUUGGGCAGCUUCAAGGAGUGCAUCCCGCGCUCCUUCCAGCGGCAGAUCCAGCAGAACAGCUUCCUGACGCGCUUCCGGAUGCGCAACGUCUUCCGGCGCUUCCUGCGGCGCUUCCAGCGGCACACGGUGGGCGCCGGGAAACUCUCGGAGCGCGACGUCAUGUCCAAGUACUUGGCCACCCUGGAGCUGCUGGCGCCGCGCUUCGGGAGCGAGCUCUUCCCGGCCCUUUCCCUGGAAACGGCGGCCGAGGGGGACAAGGGGCAGCUCUGUGCCAAUGGAGCCCCUCCGGAGCCGGGAACGGAGCCGGGACGGCCCCUGAUCCCGCGGGAUCCGCCCGUCACACACCACGUCCUGGUCUCCGGCACCGCCGGCAUCCAGUGGCGCCCGGCGCCUCCGGAGAGCCCCGAGACCUUCCCCCAGCGCAGCUACUUUGGGAGGAAGAGCAGGACCAAGGAGCCGGAUCCCAAGGACCCCGAGCCCCCCUGGUGCCACUUCUGUGAUUUCCGGGAGAUCACCCACGUGGUGCUGAAGGAAUCCCGGAUCUCCAUCCACCGCCAGGACAACAAGUGCCUGGAGGUUUCUCUCCCGUCCCCCGGGAUCGCCCUGUCCCUGGUGUCGCUGGUGGACGGAUAUUUCCGGCUCACGGCCGAUUCCAGCCAUUACCUGUGCCACGACGUGGCCCCGCCCCGGCUCCUCAUGAGCAUCCGCAACGGGAUCCACGGGCCCAUGCAGGAGGAGUUUGUUUUUGCCAAACUCCGCCGGGAAGAGCCGGAGGAAGGGCUUUACAUCCUCCGCUGGAGCGUCCUGGAUUUCAACCGGAUGAUCCUCACCGUGGCCAAGAGGAGCCACCAGCAGGCUCCGGGAACGCCGGGAGCCUUCAAGUUCCGGCAGUUCCGGAUCCAGAAGAAGGGAGAUUCCUUCGUGCUGGAAGGCUGGGAUCGGGAAUUCCCCUCCCUGCGGGAGCUCCUGGACGUGCUCAAGGGCUGCACCCUCCGCUCCGGGGAGGAAAACUUCUCCGUGAAGAGGUGCUGCCCCCCCAGACCCGGAGAGAUCUCGGACCUGCUGAUCGCCAGGAAGGUGAAGGACAACGGGAAGCAGAUCCUGAACCUCAGCCAGCUCAGCUUCCACCAGAUCCGCAAGAACGAGAUCACCCAGCGAGCCCACCUGGGCCAGGGCACCCGGACCAACAUCUACGACGGGGUCCUGAGCGUCUGCGGGAAUUCCGGGAACGACGACGAGGCCGAGUACUUUUCCACGGAGCAGAACAACAACAGCCGGGAGAUGCACGUCAUCCUCAAAGUCCUGGAUCCCAGCCACAGGGACAUCGCCCUGGUGAGGCCCCCCCGG